Messenger RNA from Anolis sagrei ordinatus, 3834 nucleotides. It is a transcript of the gene WSB1, whose product is annotated as WD repeat and SOCS box containing 1. NCBI's taxonomy places the organism in Eukaryota, Metazoa, Chordata, Lepidosauria, Squamata, Anolidae. Gene Ontology annotation, biological process: protein polyubiquitination; intracellular signal transduction. Gene Ontology annotation, molecular function: protein binding. The record is from RefSeq and is a predicted model, not a curated record.
UGUGUCAGUCUUCCUUUCUUCUGGAGAGCGGGAGGCCUCUCGGGUGCCUGUUCCUUCCUUUCCUCCCACACUCUGAGGACAAAUUCAUUCAGAGCCGAUCUAAGAGGCGGCUCCGUAGAUGGCCAGCUUUCCCCCGAGUGUUAACGAGAAGCUAAUUGGGAGAUCUCGAAUCGUGGGAGAACUUCUAGCCCCAACGUCGCCUUUCGAUAAAAAGUGUGGGCGAGAAAACUGGACCGUCGCCUUUGCUCCGGAUGGCUCUUACUUUGCUUGGUCACAAGGCCAUCGCAUAGUGAAGCUUGUGCCCUGGUCUCAGUGCAUUCAUAACUUUUCGCUGCAUGGUGUCAAGAACUUUGUCAACUCCAGCCAUUCCAAACUUUCAAGGCAGAACAGUGAUGACAGCCAGAAAAGCAAGCCCUGUGAGCAGAUUAUAGACUGUGGUGACAUCGUCUGGAGCCUUGCGUUUGGAUCCUCUGUCCCUGAGAAGCAGAGCCGAUGUGUGAAUAUAGAAUGGCACCGGUUCAAGUUUGGCCAGGAUCAGCUUCUCCUGGCAACAGGCUUGUCCAAUGGGCGUAUCAAAAUCUGGGAUGCCUAUACAGGAAAGCUCCUCCUUAAUUUAAUGGACCACACAGAAGUUGUACGAGACUUAACGUUUGCUCCUGAUGGGAGUCUGAUACUGGUAUCUGCCUCAAGAGACAAAACCCUACGAGUGUGGGACCUAAAAGAUGAUGGAAAUAUGAUGAAAGUAUUAAGAGGGCACCCAAACUGGGUGUUCAGCUGUGCUUUUUCUCCAGAUUCUUCUAUUCUUUGCUCCGUGGGGGCCAAUAAAACAGUGUUGCUUUGGGAUAUGGAUAAGUACUCCCUCAUCCGGAAACUGGAAGGACACCACAAUGAUGUUGUAGCUUGUGAGUUUUCCCCUGAUGGAGCUUUGCUGGCUACAGCAUCCUAUGACACCCGUGUCUAUGUCUGGGAUCCACACAUCGGAGUGAUUCUGAAGGAAUUUGGGCAUCUGUUUCCGCCUCCGACGCCAAUAUUUGCUGGAGGAGCCAACGACCGAUGGGUCAGAUCAGUAUCUUUUAGUCACGAUGGGCUCCACAUUGCAACGCUGGCUGAUGAUAAGAUGGUGCGGUUUUGGAGAAUCGACGAGGACUAUCCAGUCCAGGUGGCGCCUUUAAGCAAUGGACUUUGCUGUGCCUUUUCUACUGAUGGCAGUGUUUUAGCUGCUGGAACGCAAGAUGGAAGCGUCUACUUCUGGGCGACCCCCAAGCAUGUCCCCAGCCUCCAGCACUUGUGCCGCAUGGCCAUCCGGCGCGUGAUGCCCACUCCGCAAGUGGCCAAACUGCCCAUCCCCCCCACCGUUGUGGGCUUCCUUUCCUACCGGAUGUAGGAGACAAAUCAGCUGGGGAACGACCUGUCUGACAGUAUCCCCUUUAAAAAAGCAUUGGUCUUCUUUUUACAACCCAUCAGGGCCAGGCCUGUCACCGGUUUUGAAUUAAAGCUGGCCAUUAUUCUCUAUACACAAAACCAAGAUUCUGAAUGUUGACCGUAUGGAGAUUUUCUUUUACGGAUGCUUUUCCCAAAGCGUCCUCAACUGUGAAAAAACAUGUACAUAAUUAGAUAUAAGCUGCUCUGUGUGUUCCCAUGUAUAUCUCUUGUGACGGCUUUUUAUAUAUAUGGCAUGUACUGUGUGUGUGCGUGUGUAUGUGUAUAUAGGUAUAUAAUAAUAAAUAUAGCUGCUUAGGCGUGUAAGUAUAUAUAUGAACGUAUACAAUGCAAAAGCUGGCCUCGGACCACCUGUGCCCCAAAUGUGAGAUUUGCACUUUGCAUGAAUUAUGUACGAGGGUUGAAUGAAAAGUAAUGCCUUCACCUUUGUAACUCCUCAACAGAUGGCAGUACUGGUAUGCGGCAGGUACUGACUUGUUCAGUAGACUCCUGCUUGAAAUUUCUCUCUGAGUGAUAUGACGAUCGUCCUGAAUCAAUCUGUCAACCUUUUGCUUGUGAAACUCGGUGGUUGCUGUCACAGGACGACCAAUUCUUUUUUUGUCAUGCAAGUCAGAUGUUCCCACCUCAACAUCUUUAAAAUUAAAAAGUAAUGCCUCCACCUUCGUAACUCCUCAAUAGAUGGCAGUACUGGUAUGUGGCAGGUACUGGCUUGUUCAGUAGUCUCUCCUCUACAGAUCCAUUUUAGUGAGAAGCCUUAGUAUUGAACAGUUGUGUUGUUAAAGUGCGAAGUAUGGAAUCCUGCACAGACGAUUGGUCAGUGUGACUUAAGGAAUGUGCAGUCAUUGAAUUCUUGACAGCAGAAGGUGUCACCCCAAAGGAGAUUCAUCUGUUUAGGAUGAUUGUGUUGAUGUGAGUACUGUGCGUUGUUGGGCGAGUAAGUUUAAAGAAGUUGAGGUGACACCUUCUGCUGUCAACUGCAAGUUGCUUAAGUGGCAGUGACCGACAGUCUGCACAGGGUUCCAUGCUUUGCACUUUAACAACACAACCGUUCAAUGCUAAGGCUUCCCUCCAAAAUGGAACUGUAGAGGAGAGUCUACUGAACAAGCCAGCACCUGCCACAUACCAGUACUGCCAUCUGUGGAUGUUGAGGUGACACCUUCUGCUGUCAACUGCUGUCAACUGCAACUGCAAGUUGCUUAAGGCCAAUUGACCGACCAUCUGCACAGAGUUCCAUACUUUGCACUUAACAACACAACUGUUCAAUGCUCAGGCUUCCCGCCAAAAUGGAACUGUAGAGGAGAGUCUACUGAACAAGCCAGUACCUGCCACAUACCAAUACUGCCAUCUGUGGAUGUUGAAGUGACACCUUCUGCUGUCAACUGCAACUGCAAGUUGCUUAAGGCCAGUUGACUGACCAUCUGCACAGGGUUCCAUACUUUGCACUUUAACAACACAACUGUUCAAUUCUAAGGCUUCCCGUCAAAAUGGAACUGUAGAGAGUCUACUGAACAAGCCAGUACCUACCGCAUACCAGUACUGCCAUCUGUGGAUGUUGAGGUGACACCUUCUGCUGUCAACUGCAACUGCAAGUUGCUUAAGGCCAAUUGACCGACCAUCUGCACAGAGUUCCAUACUUUGCACUUUGACAACACAACUGUUCAAUGCUAAGGCUUCCCGUCAAAAUGGAACUGUAGAGGAGAGUCUACUGAAGAAGCCAGUACCUGCUGCAGACCAGUACUGCCAUCUGUGGAGGAGUUACGAAGGUGGAGGCAUUACUUUUCAUUCAACCCUCGUAUAUAUCUGUAUCUCUGGGGACACAAGCGUAUACAUUGGUGCUGUGAAAAAUAGAACCAGCAGGUCUUGCCUUUGGAGCACAGAGCUAUGUAUCGGCUGGCGAAUAAUACUCAGUGGCUUUUGUACCAUAUUUGUGGGGCCAGUCCUGGCAGAAUAGUCACACCCUCAGGAUGCGGAGUUGUGUUGAGACAAAGGAAGCUUUAGUUCAGGCUGCGUCAGGUCUAAUAGAAUUUAUCUGGGGGUAUCCACAAGCGGGCCAUCUUCAGGGAGGCCUUAAUUUCACCUAAUGAAAGGUUAGCAUUUAAGGAUACAAAUGGACCUCCUUAAUCGUUUUUGAAAUCUAACUACUGUAUCUCGGCCUGGUUACUACUACUAGUACUUUUCUCUUUGAGCUCCUUUCCUCCUUUUCUUCUGCUGUUCUGGGACCUCUUUUGUCAUUUCACGAGGCGACGUGGGGGAACUACCAAAGAUACAUAAUUGUUUCCCCCUCUUUGCUUUUGCCUUCUGGACCUGCAGAUACAAAGAAUGUAUACGUACUACAUAAAAAUGCCAACGAUGCAUAUUUUGUUUUGUCGUUUUGUAUUAAAGGAUUCUACAAAA